AUGUUCCGUACACCCCAGAGCGCCUUCGACGAUGCCGUCGCCAAGGCGACGGAUGAGAAUUUGACCUCGGAGAACUGGGAAUACAUUCUGGAUGUUUGUGACAAGGUUUCUGCCGAAGAGUCGGGUCCGAAAGAAGCGGUCGCUGCCAUGAUCAAAAGACUGGCUCAUAGGAAUGCCAAUGUGCAACUCUAUACAUUGGAGCUGGGCAAUUCCCUGUCGCAGAAUUGUGGACCCAAGAUUCACCGCGAGCUGGCUUCGAGGAGUUUUACUGAUGCGCUCCUUCGCCUGGCCGCUGACCGGAACACACACCAGCAGGUCAAGUCCAAGAUUCUGGAACGAAUGGAGGAAUGGACGCAGAUGUUCUCGUCAAACCCGGAUUUCGGCAUCAUGGAGCAAGCGUAUAUGCAACUGAAGACACAGAACCCGAAUCUGCAGCCGCCGUCCAAACCGGGAAAACGCGAGAUUACCCAGUCCGAUCGACAGAAAGAGGAAGAAGAGCUGCAGAUGGCAUUGGCCCUAUCAAUCAAGGAUAAAAAUCCGGCCGAACCCAAACAGGGUGAACCUUCUGCAUCUGCAGUCGCAUCAUCUUCCGCUGCGCCGACCCAAGCUCAAUCUCAACCUGCUGUGGCACAGCCCGUGCCUUCAGGAACAUCGGCAGCGACUGUAUCUCGAGUGAGAGCGUUGUUCGACUUUAUGCCAUCUGAACCGGGAGAGUUGCAAUUUCGGAAAGGCGAUGUCAUUGCAGUCCUAGAAUCCGUCUAUAAAGACUGGUGGAAGGGAUCGUUGAGAGGACAGACCGGCAUUUUCCCUCUGAACUAUGUCGAGAAGCUCCCCGAUCCCACUACAGAAGAGUUGCAGCGAGAGGCACAGAUGGAGGCGGAUGUCUUCAGCCAGAUCAAGAACGUCGAGAAGCUGCUGACGCUACUGAGUACGCGGAGUUCCGACCUCAAUGUUCAAGACAAUGAGGAAAUCACCACUCUCUACCAUCACACGCUAGCGAUUCGACCUAAGCUCAUCGAGCUGAUUGGCAAAUAUUCCCAGAAGAAAGACGAGUUCACGCAGCUUAACGAGAAGUUCAUCAAGGCCCGGCGUGAUUAUGAGUCCCUCUUGGAGGCCUCUAUGACCCACCCGGCUCAGCCCCAGUAUGGCCGUCCUCCCCAGCCGCAGUACGGUUACCCAGGUGUUGCCCCUGUUGGAUAUCCUCCUGGUCCUCCCCAGGCUGGCCCUCCCCAAGCAGAUCAACGAUACUUUAGUCCUCGUCCUCAAGAAACGCAACCUCCGCAAUCAAAUGCUUCUCCAUACUAUGGUGCGGAGCAGACAAUGCCAUACCGGCCUGCAUCUCACUCCCCCGAUCCCCGCAUUCAAGCCUCCAUGGGUGCACCAGUCGUGCACCAACAGCCACCCCAGCCGCUGCAGCAGCAGCCGCCGCCUCCCUCGGAUGCGUACCAGCCGCCUACGCAUCACCGACCGCAGUCUACCUAUGAUCAUCCGCAGGAACUGGGGACAUCCGUGUACGACACCCCCGUUGACCACCCCAACGUGGGCCAUCGUCCUCCCUACCAACCGGGCACCCAGGCACCACCUGCACAGCACCAACAGUUCCAGCAGCAGCAAGCGCCGCCCCCGCAAGAAGGCUAUUCGCCUUCAGUUUAUUCUCCUGAGGAUUCAUCUCAGGUCACACCUUCGUCCGCUAUUCCUCAGCAGCCUCCGCAGCAUUAUUUUCCGCAGCAGCAGCAGCAGCAACAACAACAACAGCAAAACCCCCCGUAUCCCCAAUCGCCAGUUGCCCAUUCCGUUCCUCCUUCACAUCAGCCUCCCCCAGUUCCUGGCAACGCUCCACCGGCCGUGCCGUAUACUGCUUACAGCCCCCCGCCUGCUCCAGCGCCCAGCGGAGAGUACCAGGCCUAUCAGCAGCCUCCGGGAUCAAACCCCGCUUCUUUCUAUAGGUAG
Messenger RNA from Penicillium riverlandense, 1950 nucleotides. Its product is annotated as ESCRT-0 subunit protein HSE1. The transcript has 9 exons. Gene Ontology annotation, molecular function: phosphatidylinositol binding; ubiquitin binding. Lineage: Eukaryota; Fungi; Ascomycota; Eurotiomycetes; Eurotiales; Aspergillaceae. Gene Ontology annotation, cellular component: ESCRT-0 complex. The record is from RefSeq and is a predicted model, not a curated record. Gene Ontology annotation, biological process: protein transport to vacuole involved in ubiquitin-dependent protein catabolic process via the multivesicular body sorting pathway. The coding region runs from base 1 to 1950 and encodes 649 amino acids.